GAGCCCUAAUAAUCGGGUAUCCAACACAAUUCGAAUUUCUAAUCAUUCUUCUUCCGGUCGGUUCGUUCCCUUUUGCUUUUGAUUUCUAAGGGAACCGCUACCGCUAGCAUAAACGCAGCGCAACGAUAUUUCCCGCCGAGUGUUUGUGACAGUGAAAGAAGAAUAUGUCUUGUUCUUCAAAUUACUACACUGCUGCGCUUAAAGUUUGCUGCGAAGCUCGGAAUCAUGCCCAAGUUAAGAAGCUUCACUGCCGCAUCAUCAGAACUGUGCCAAAUCCAGAAACCUUUCUGUUUAAUAACCUUAUCAGUGCCUACGGGAAACUUGGUAACUUGAAGAAUGCACGGAAUGUAUUUGUUAAAAUUCCUCAACCAAAUAUUUUCUCAUGGAACACGCUGCUUUCGGUGUACUCAAAAUCAGGUUGCCUUCAGGAGAUGCUAGAGAUCUUCAACCGCAUGCCGAAGCAUGAUGUGGUCACUUGGAACUCGCUUCUCUCGGGGUAUGCGGGUAACAAUUUGAUUAUCGAGUCGGUUAGAGUUUAUAGCAUGAUGUUAAAGGAUGGGUCGGUAAACUUGAAUAGGAUCACGUUCUCUACUAUGCUAAUACUCUCGUCUAAUCGAGGAUUUGUUGAUUUGGGUCGGCAGAUUCACGGGCAAAUAUUCAAAUUUGGUUAUCAAUCGUAUCUGUUCGUCGGCAGUCCUUUGGUGGAUAUGUACGCAAAAACGGGAUUUAUCAACGAUGCACAACAGGUUUUUAAAGAGAUACCUGAUAAGAAUGUAGUUGUGUACAAUACUAUGAUCACAGGUCUGUUGCGGUGUGGUUUGAUCGCAGAAGCUGAGAAAUUGUUUCACAAAAUGCCAGAAAAAGAUUCAAUUUCAUGGACAACGAUCAUAACUGGACUUACCCAAAAUGGUUUGUUCAGAGAAGCUGUUGAUAUGUUUAGAGAAAUGAGAUUAGAAGGUUUGUGCAUGGAUCAGUUCACCUUUGGGAGUGUAUUGACUGCAUGCGGUGGUCUUCUGGCACUAGGCGAAGGAAAGCAAAUUCACGCCUAUAUUAUCAGGACAGAUUAUCAAGAUAACAUAUUUGUAGGAAGUGCUCUAGUUGAUAUGUAUUGCAAGUGUCGAAAUGUAAAAUCUGCGGAAGCAGUGUUUAGAAAAAUGAGGCACAAAAAUGUAAUAUCGUGGACAGCAAUGUUAGUCGGUUAUGGCCAGAAUGGCUACUGUGAAGAAGCUGUUAGGAUAUUUCAUGAUAUGCAGAGAAAUGAGAUUCAUCCAGAUGAUUUUACUUUGGGAAGUGUAAUUAGCUCAUGUGCAAACCUCGCAAGCCUAGAAGAGGGUGCCCAGUUUCAUGGCCACGCUUUAGUUUCUGGUUUAAUUUGUUUUGUUACAGUUUCAAAUGCUCUAGUCACUCUUUAUGGAAAAUGUGGAAACAUAGAAUAUGCCCAUCAGUUGUUUCAAGAAACGAAAAUCAAGGAUGAAGUUUCUUGGACAGCUUUAGUCUCGGGGUAUGCACAGUUCGGAAAAGCCAAUGAAACAAUAUCUCUUUUCGAGACAAUGUUGGCCCAUGGUUUGGUACCUGAUGGAGUUACUUUGGUUGGAGUUUUAUCAGCUUGUAGUAGAGCAGGUUUAGUGGAGAAAGGUUAUCAUUAUUUUGAAUCUAUGGUAAAAGAACAUGGAAUUACACCAAUCCUCGAUCACUACACAUGCAUGAUUGACCUUCUCAGCCGAGCUGGAAGAUUAGAAGAAGCAAAAAACUUUAUUAAUAAGAUGCCUUUUAGCCCCGAUGCAAUUGGUUGGGCCACAUUGCUAAGUUCUUGUAGACUAAAUGGAAAUUUGGAAAUUGGUAAAUGGGCUGCCAAGUCUCUUCACGAAUUAGAGCCAGAGAACCCUGCUAGCUAUGUUCUAUUAUCAAGCAUUUACGCUGCAAAAGGAAAAUGGGAUGAUGUAGCAAAAUUGAGGAAGGGAAUGAGGGAAAAGGGAGUGAAAAAGGAACCAGGAUAUAGUUGGAUCAAAUAUAAAAACAAAGUGCACGUUUUCUCUGCAGAUGACCAGUCAAGCCCAUUUUCAGGUCAGAUAUAUGCCAAGUUGGAAAGUUUGUACCUUAAAAUGAUUGAGGAAGGGUAUGUGCCUGAUAUGAGUUUUGUUCUCCAUGAUGUUGAGAGGUCAGAGAAGAUAAGUAUGCUUAACCACCACAGUGAAAAACUUGCUAUCGCUUUUGGUUUAAUAUUUAUACCUGAUGGCCUUCAAAUACGAGUUGUCAAAAAUCUUAGGGUCUGUGGCGAUUGCCACAAUGCCACAAAAUACAUUUCUAGGAUUACCCAGAGAGAGAUACUUGUAAGAGAUGCAGUCCGUUUCCAUUUGUUCAAGGAUGGAAUAUGUUCAUGUGGGGAUUUCUGGUAGUGUUUUGACCAUCUAAAACCUCAGCUGAAGAUAUCAAAACCUCAGAAUUGUUCUUCAAGUAAUGACGGAAGUUUUAAAUGAGUGCGAAACCUAUCAUCAAUCUCGAAUGUGUGUAUAAUUGUUGUGAGCAUGAUUGAUGGUUGCUUUGUGCUAUGAUGUAAUUCAAGAAUGACUCGUAAGUUCUACAGAACAAGAAAUCCUCCAAGGAUCAGAAGAAGGAUUUGUUUUGUGCUAUGAGCCUUGAGUAUCACACGAUUCGGUAAAGCUACUGGAGGUAUUGAGAUGAAAAUUCGUCUGAUGAAUAUUGGGGAUAUUUCCAGUUUGGUGUGAAACCUGAUGGUUGCUUGAAGUGAUCAAGUUCAAGUACGCUAUUUUCAGCUACAAGCCUGCAAGUGGAAUAGCGACACAAGUACUUGAUCUGUGUUGCUGAACUGGUAUGUGCACCUUUUCUGCAGAUUGAUUCCAAUGAUGAAAUGGGGUUCGAACAGGCCAUUAUUUUCUGCAUCUUCAUAGAUAUUAUUACAACUCAGGGAAUACCUGCUCUCACUUCUCCCUCUUGCUCUCUUGGUAAUAUUUAAUGUAGUUAUAUUUUUCUUGACCAUUUUUCCUUUUGGACGGAUGUUAAAUCUGGAAAAGGUAUUAAAGAUCGGAUAUGAUUAAUUCACAAUUGUUUGGAAUUGUAAAGGCCUAUUCUAUUAUCAGGCAGGAAGACAUUCUCUUCCCGAUUGAUAUUUUAU
Messenger RNA from Momordica charantia (bitter melon), 3133 nucleotides. RefSeq names its product pentatricopeptide (PPR) repeat-containing protein. Gene Ontology annotation, biological process: RNA modification. Lineage: Eukaryota; Viridiplantae; Streptophyta; Magnoliopsida; Cucurbitales; Cucurbitaceae. Gene Ontology annotation, molecular function: protein binding; zinc ion binding; RNA binding. The record is from RefSeq and is a predicted model, not a curated record.